CCCUCAAACUUUUGUUUAUUGUUUAAAGAAACAAGAAUUAAACGGAAUGUCCGUGGAAAACAACAUAAAAAUACUGCCCAAGUCUGUGGUAUGCGAGGAAAGUACGCUGAGCGGUGACAUCACCUUCUCUGCGGGCUGCGUCGUCCAUCCGAGUGCAACAGUCACUGCCGAGGCAGGUCCCAUAAUAAUUGGCGAGAAUUGCAUUAUAGAGGAGUAUGCAACAAUUGCGCAUGAAUUGGAGAAGGGCGCCAGUUGGGAUGCCAACAACAUUUUAAGCAUUGGCAGCCACAAUGUCUUCGAAGUGGGCUGCACAGUGAAAGCAUCUCGCAUUGGCGACAAGAAUGUCUUCGAGAGCAAAUCGUUUGUGGGCAAAGGUGUAACCGUGUCCAAUGGCUGUGUGAUUGGAGCUGGAUUGCAAAUGCGCACGGUGCAGCGGCUGCCGGAUAAUACAAUUGUUUAUGGGCAACAGGCGCUGCAGCGCGAGGGCAUCGAUAAGCAAGGAUCACAGACACUACAAAUUGACUUUUUGCGCAAGGUUCUGCCGAAUUAUCAUCAUCUGCGAAAACCAAACUAUGAUCCCAAGAAGGCACGCAGCGUUGUGUAGUCUUAAAUGCAUCUCUAAUUGUGUUAAUUAACUUCUACAUCCUUGUCAUUAAAGCUAUUUAUCUCCUUCUCAAA
Messenger RNA from Drosophila innubila, 678 nucleotides. RefSeq names its product dynactin subunit 6 (gene DCTN6-p27). Gene Ontology annotation, molecular function: dynein complex binding. Bases 47 to 604 code for a protein of 185 amino acids. Gene Ontology annotation, biological process: mitotic spindle organization. The transcript is spliced from 2 exons. NCBI's taxonomy places the organism in Eukaryota, Metazoa, Arthropoda, Insecta, Diptera, Drosophilidae. Gene Ontology annotation, cellular component: dynactin complex. The record is from RefSeq and is a predicted model, not a curated record.